GAUUCAAACGAUCAAUGUAAACUAGACCUAAGUUUUGUCGUCGUGGAAAGUCGAUAUAUUCGAAAAGUGUGCUCUUUUCUAAGUAUUCAUACGUCAUGAUUAAAUAAAGUGAGCAGUAUUCAUAUAUUCAUAUCAUGGAAGACAGCAAUGUUCAAUCAUUAUGUACCGGAAAACUUGUAAGAGAGUUGUCAAAAGAAGAUCUGUUGUCGCUAGUAAUAAAAUGUGCCAAUUUUGCUGCGGAAAAGCAUCGAAGUCAAAGAAGGAAGGAUGUCGAACAAACACCAUACAUAAAUCAUCCUUUAGGAGUAGCAAACAUUUUAAUCCAAGAGGGUCUGGUGUUUGACCCAGUUGUAAUUCUGGCAGCAAUCUUACAUGAUACCGUAGAGGAUACGGAUACUACGUUUGAAGAAAUUGAAAAAGAAUUUGGACAUAAAGUCUGCGAAGUGGUACGAGAAGUAACUGAUAAUAAAGCAUUGUCAAAAACCAGACGUAAACAGUUACAGAUAGAACAUGCACCUAACAUAUCUCACGAGGCAAAAUUAGUAAAAUUGGCUGAUAAGUUGUACAAUUUGAGAGAUCUUAAUAGAAGCAUCCCCGUCGGUUGGACAAGUAAAAGAGUAAAAGAGUAUUUUAAGUGGGCGCAAGCUGUUGUAGAUGGAUGUCGUCAAACUAAUUUUAAUUUGGAAAAAGAAUUGGAUAUUUUGUUUGCAUCAAAUGGUUUGCUCUGAAGAGAACUGCCAGUAAAAGUCGUAAUAUUUGAUAAAAUUGUAGAUAUAACGAGAUAUAGAUAAACAAAUCCAAAACAUUUUGCAUAUGAAAAAUUAUUGUAUAUUGAAAUCAGUACAAAUGUAUAUUUACAAGU
Molecule: messenger RNA, 862 nt
Organism: Vollenhovia emeryi
Lineage: Eukaryota; Metazoa; Arthropoda; Insecta; Hymenoptera; Formicidae
Gene: Mesh1
Product: guanosine-3',5'-bis(diphosphate) 3'-pyrophosphohydrolase MESH1
Exons: 3
Coding region: 135-728 (197 amino acids)
Molecular function (GO): guanosine-3',5'-bis(diphosphate) 3'-diphosphatase activity
Source: RefSeq, a predicted model, not a curated record